AUGCUUGCUCGACGGUCUAGCUGGCACGCGAUUCACGAUAUAGCUGCUGAGCGGUUGCGGCGAAUUCGAAUCAUCUGCGUCUCGACAAGACUAUCGCUCGACGCAGCCAAUCACGCUCUCUCGUUGAUCGCGAGUCAUAACAACCCGCCAACAUGGGUCUCUCUGCACAUCGCUGACGUUUUGUCCGGCCUCUUCGGCAAGAAGGAGAUGCGCAUCCUCAUGGUCGGCUUGGAUGCUGCCGGUAAGACGACGAUCCUCUAUAAGCUCAAGCUAGGAGAAAUCGUCACCACGAUCCCGACAAUUGGCUUCAACGUCGAGACGGUUGAGUACAAGAACAUUUCUUUCACCGUAUGGGAUGUCGGUGGUCAGGACAAAAUCCGUCCUCUCUGGAGACAUUACUUCCAAAACACCCAAGGCAUCAUCUUCGUGGUCGACUCGAACGAUCGCGAGCGAGUGUCAGAAGCCAGAGAAGAGCUGCAGCGCAUGCUCAACGAAGAUGAGCUCCGUGAUGCGCUCCUGCUCGUCUUUGCAAACAAGCAAGAUCUGCCCAACGCAAUGAACGCUGCCGAGAUCACCGACAAGCUUGGCCUGCACUCGUUGAGAUCGCGAACAUGGUUCAUCCAGUCUACUUGCGCUGUCUCCGGUGACGGUCUCUAUGAAGUACCAACCUCAAGAGACGAACCUAGACAGUCAAAUGAGCUCGGGCCUGGCAACUGUGCAAGGGAUACCGCCGAACGACGCCUAACGAUCUAUCAUCAACGUAACAACACUGAAAAGAGGGACGAGCCUUGUCCUGCGUGUGAGCAUAGACGCAUCAAGCUCUCGAAGCCUUCUCUCUCUCUCGACAGCUUGUGCGCGCAAAAGAACCUCUCGUAUACCUCGCCUCGACCCAUCUUUCGUUGUAUUAAGUCCGGAUGCAUCUCUCGCGAACAUAGCAUGACCCCGGGCAUUUGCGACCAGCCGUAA
This is a messenger RNA of Mixia osmundae IAM 14324, 966 nucleotides long. RefSeq lists its product as uncharacterized. The record is from RefSeq and is a predicted model, not a curated record. Lineage: Eukaryota; Fungi; Basidiomycota; Mixiomycetes; Mixiales; Mixiaceae. Bases 1 to 966 code for a protein of 321 amino acids. Gene Ontology annotation, molecular function: GTPase activity; GTP binding. Gene Ontology annotation, biological process: intracellular protein transport; vesicle-mediated transport. The transcript is spliced from 8 exons. Gene Ontology annotation, cellular component: cytoplasm; plasma membrane.